This is a messenger RNA of Alternaria atra, 240 nucleotides long. RefSeq lists its product as uncharacterized. The record is from RefSeq and is a predicted model, not a curated record. NCBI's taxonomy places the organism in Eukaryota, Fungi, Ascomycota, Dothideomycetes, Pleosporales, Pleosporaceae. The coding region runs from base 1 to 240 and encodes 79 amino acids. The transcript has a single exon.
AUGCGGUAUCAAGCACUUGCUGCACUCUUGGUGCUGACAGCCAACUGGGCCAACGCCCACUCAUGGGUUGAACAGCUCGCCAACAUCGCCGCUAACGGCUCGUAUGUGGCUAGCUUUGGCUAUCCGCGAGGGUUUGCAGACAAGACUGUCGGCAGCAGCUUCGACCAGGAGGCCAACAAAUGGCUCCUACCACGCGAUGCGGACUUCAUCAACAAAACAGAUCUUCUUUGCUACCAGUGA